UAUUCGAAAUGUGCGAGAAUGGAGUUCUCAUGGAUGUUAAUAUCCAGAAGAAAUCAACUCCAUUUCCCGAAGAGAAAAUGCGGCUUUAUUUCAGAGAAAUGGUACUUGGUUUUGAAUAUCUACAUGAAAAUGGGAUUGUUCACCGGGAUAUUAAGCCCGACAAUCUCUUAUUGUCAAAAGAUGGUGUGCUUAAAAUUGUAGAUUUCGGUGUAUCUGAAAUAUUUAUCAAAGGCAAUGAUAAAUUGAAGAAAUCUGCCGGUAGCCCGGCUUUCAUGGCACCGGAACUUUGUGUAGCUCAUCAUGACGAAAUUUCUGGACAGGCCGCAGAUAUUUGGUCCAUGGGAGUCACUUUAUAUUGUCUUGCUUUUGGACAAUUGCCUUUUCGGAAGGAAAACAUUCUUGAUAUGUAUGAAUCAAUAAAACAUGAUGAAUUCGAAAUUCCGGAAGGAACAGAUCCCGAUUUAGCUGAUCUUCUUAAAAAGAUUCUUGAGAAAGAUCCAAACAAAAGAAUUACAAUGCUUGAGAUUCGUGAACAUCCAUGGGUUACUGAAAGAGGAAAUGAUCAACUUAUAACUAGAGAAGCGAAUUGUGCCGAGGUGGUUACCGAAAUUACAGAUGCAGAAUUUAAUUCGGCUAUCAAAACUAUUAGCAUUGGUACUGCCAUCACUGUGAUUGUUGCUGGCAAUAAAUGGAAGAGAAUGUCCAAAACACAUAGUAUGUCAUCUGGAGAUUUUGCAAAAUUAAGAGCCUUGGAAACUGCUGAUAAUGAAAAAGAAAAAGGAGAGAGUAGUACUGCCGAAACUACAACCG
Molecule: messenger RNA, 810 nt
Organism: Funneliformis caledonium
Lineage: Eukaryota; Fungi; Glomeromycota; Glomeromycetes; Glomerales; Glomeraceae
Source: the annotation of a GenBank genome assembly